CAGAAAGACGGACAGCAAAGGCCUGCGCUGGAAGCAGACGCUGAAUUCUCCUGGCCUGCCGCGAGGAGACCCGCGUCCUGCCCCCACCCCAGGGCGUUGGGCAGAGACCCCGGAAGCCUCGGUCCCUCUGGCUUGGUCCAAUCCCGCCUCAGGAAGCGCCUUCGUUACCUGCUCCUCGGCUUCCCACGGCCACAGAUGCAGGGCAGCCGCCUCCGCCCGGGGAGGGAAGCCCCGGCCACCGCAGCCGCCGCUGCCCGCCCUCCUUCCCUCCCUCCCUCUUCCUCGCCCUCCCUCCCUCUCUCCCUCCCUCGCGCGCUGCCGCUCGCGGGGCCCUCCCGCGGGCAACCUGUUCUGGACCAAAUCCAGGUAUCUCCGAAAGAGAGAAAAAAAGAAAGGCCCUCUCAUGUGGAAAAGAAAGAAAGAAAGACCCUUAACUGCAUUUAUUUUCCAUGCUCUGACCAUUGGUCGGCCUCAGUUCGGACAUCCUGGACCCAGCCCUGCAGCGGCGGAGGUGUGCCGGGCCUGCUGCCUCGCCCACGCUGGCCGCCGCGCCCCGCGCACUGCACGCUCCACACUCUGGGCCGCCGCACCCCGGCAGCCCCAACACCAAACAGACCUCAAGGUCCUUCCUACAGACUCAACAUCUGGUGGCCCGCCUCGCCGCGGGCCUCUGCCCGGGAGCCCGCUCUGCUCCAUCUGCGGCCAAAGUCCACACACAAGCCACCUUGUCCGUGCUCUCGCGCCCGGCCUGCCGGACACCCCUCCAGACCAAGGCGCCCGCUGGCCACUCUUGGGCCGAGGCCCUGCCCGGGCUGCAAACCUCCUCCCCUGCACGGGCACCCACACAAAGCCCGGUGUCCUCACGCUCCCACCCGCAGCCCCCUGUCCCCAGCCCCUGCUGCCCUUCACCUGUUCCCGGGAAGGGAUGCAUCUCCGAGCGCGCUGAGGCAAGGCGAUGGGCCCGGGCGGUGGGUGCUGGGGAGUCCCAGGGAGGCCACAGAGGAUCGGCAGGCUAAGCCCGAGCCCCGGCAGCUGGAGAGAGAUCUCAGAGACCAAGGCUCUCCUUGGCGAGCUCUUGCCUUUUCCUCCGUCUCCCGCAAGUCUUAAACACUCACACGCCGAGAGUUCAGCUCUAUAAAUCCUGCUCCUCUUUCCCAUAUCAUAAUUAAAAAAAACCAGUAGGGGAGGUUUUAACUUUUAUUGCGAUUUCUGGAGUUGGGCUGCGGAGCAUAUAUUAAGUUUACGCUUAUGCGCUCUCGGCGGGGAGGGUCCUUUAAGAAAUAAAAAUCCAUCUUAAUAUC
This is a messenger RNA of Sus scrofa (pig), 1301 nucleotides long. Lineage: Eukaryota; Metazoa; Chordata; Mammalia; Artiodactyla; Suidae. The record is from RefSeq and is a predicted model, not a curated record.